UAAUGAAUGGCGGGUGGGAAAUUUAUAAAUUCCCAAGACCGAAGGCUUCCUUUUGAUAAUAUUUCAUAGUUGAAAUAUAAAAAAGGUCGGGAGAGUCAGAUGUCUGUACCCCGAUUACGUAAUUAACGAGUGUCGGUGCUGCAAGAAGCGGAACGACGGGAGCUUCGUCUUCAAACCCCAUCGUUUCUAGACUUUGCUGGUUCAUCAAAACCGAAUCCUCUCAAACAGCCUUAGUUAAAACCAGAACCCUCGAGAUGGAGAACUAGUUAGGAUUGAAGGAGAUUCACUUGGUUGCAUAAUGAGAUGGAUGCCAAUGAAGCUGACCCACCAACAAGUAUUAGGAGGGGAGAAGUACCAGCUCUAUAGCUGGUUACAUGUAGUCAUUGGAAGGACUUAGUUCCCAAUUCGGAUUAAGGGUGCAUGCUAGCUAUAGCUAGAAAUCUUGUAUCAGCCAGCUGAAUAUCUGUUAUGGGACAACAGAGAUCCUACCAUAUUGAAUUUUUGGUGAACAGCUGAAUAUCUGUUCAUGAAUGCAGCAAAUUACUUGGCAUGCGUGUUAUUGUUUCCUAUCAGGACUUGGGAGGGAUCAUUGUCGCAAGUUGGAAUAGAUCGACUGGCAUGCUAAACCAGAGCUCAUUUGCCAGCAGUUUGUUGUGUAUGGGAAGCCACAAGAUGAUUUUGAACAACCUUCUACUAAAAGCUCGUUAUCCUUUCUUAUCAUUUUAGGCUCUAACAUGCUCAUGAAGUCUUAAAUUGAACUGAGAUGUCAGGACAAUAUUGCAGGAGUAAAUGAUGUUUUUUGAACUUCAUGAAGAUAUUUGCUUGCAUCUUAAAGUUUACAUGGUGAAUACUAAAAUCAAUGCUCAAGUGUAUAAAUGAUGGAAAUCUUUAAAGCUGCAAAAGAAAGAUUGGGAUUUAAUUUCAGGAGGUGCACGACAAUCUUGGUUUUGUCUUUCAUUGUUUUGGCUGUGCUAGUGAGGGUCUUUGUCUCGUAUCAAGACUCGGCAUUUGAUCUAAUUGGGGGUUUAGCUAAAGCUAAGGUUUCUCCAGCAAAUACUCAAGAUGUUGCAGCAUUAGGUUUUGCCUCAAUAAAUGAUUCCUCUCAACCAACUAGCUUGCCUGAUCAGAAGGUGCUUAAUGAACAGCUGCCACCCAGAUUUGGCAACGGAUCAAUUUCAAAAAAUGAGUCCUCUCAGCCUACCAGCAUACGUGAUGACACACUGGUUAAUGGACUUUUGGCUCCUGGAUCUGGUGAUGGAUCAAGUUCAAAAAACGAUUCCUCUCAGCCUACCAGCGAGCCUGAUGAUAAACCUCUUUCCUCUCAGCCUACCAGCAAGCCUGAUGAUAAGCUGCUUGGUCAACCAUUGGCUCCUGGAUUUGUUGAAGAAUUAGGUUUGAAAACUGAUUCCUCGCAACCUACCAAAAUGGCUAAUGAUAAAUUGCUUGACGGGCUUCUAUCCCCUGGGUUUGAUGAAAAAUCCUGCUUGAGUAGAUACCGUUCUUUCCUAUACCGCAAAGCUUCUCAACAUAAGCCCUCUCCCUAUCUCCUUUCCAAGCUACGCGAGUAUGAAGAUCUUCAUAAACGUUGCGGACCAUACACCAGAUCUUACAAUGAAACAUUAAAGAGACUCAAAUCUAGCCAUACAGGUAGUACUGGUGGGUGUAAUUACAUUGUCUGGUUGGGUUCUAACGGGAUGGGGAACAGGAUAAUAAGCAUGGCUUCAACAUUUCUUUAUGCUCUCCUUGCAAAUCGAGUCCUACUUGUUGAUCAUGGCAGGGACAUGACUCACCUCUUUUGCGAGCCAUUUCCCAACACGUCAUGGAUAUUGCCCAUGGACUUCCCCAUUAAAAAACAAUUCCAUACCUUGAAACAGAGACAUGAUCGAUUCAGAGAUAUAUCAGAGUCGUCGCCCCCAUCAUUUGUAUAUGUUAAUAUACCUCACGGUACUUAUGAUUUUGAUGAGCUUUUCCUGUGUGAGCAGAGCAGAGCUCUCCUCGAAAGAGUUCCUUGGUUUAUUCUAUCGUCUGACCAAUAUUUUGCCCCAUCUUUCUUCCUGAGCCCAUCUUUCAAGCAAGAGGUAAGCAAGCUGUUCCCAGAAAAAGAAACCAUUUUCCAUCAAUUGGGUCGCUAUCUUUUCCACCCCUCCAAUCAGGUUUGGAGAGUAAUUACAAAGUUCUAUCAGACUAAUCUAGCGAAGGCAGAACAGAGAAUUGGCCUCCAAAUAAGAGUAUUUAACCGCAAGACUAGUCCAGUUCAAGUGGUCAUGGGUCAGAUAUUAUCCUGUAUGCUGAAGAAAAAGCUUCUUCCAGAAGUUGAUACCCAGAACGCUGUACGUUCUUCUCCUCCAAAUAAUUCUUCUAAAACUAUUUUAAUAACUUCCUUGUAUUCAGACUACUAUGAGAACAUGAGUGCCAUGUACCAGUCAAAACCAACUGUGACAGGUGAAGCGAUCAGGGUUUGCCAGCCAAGCCACGAAGAAUAUCAACACAAAGCGGAUAACCUGCACAACAUGAAGGCGUGGGCAGAAAUUUAUCUGCUGAGCUUGAGUGAUGUUCUAGUCACCAGUGCCGGGUCAACCUUUGGCUAUGCUGCACAAGGUCUAGGAGGUUUGAAGCCAUGGAUGUUGAUUAGACCAAAGAAUAAAAUGGUUCCAGAUCCGCCUUGUCGACAAGACAAAUCCAUGGACCCUUGUUUCCACUAUGCUCCCAGUUAUGAAUGCAAGGCGAAGCACAAAACUGAUUCUUCCACUGUUGUUCCUUAUGUAAGGCAUUGUGCAGAUCGGCAGGCAGGAGUGAAGCUUUUUAAUGAUCAUAAACGAUUGUAGCGGAAACUACUUGUAAGUUGUAACGAUGAGUGGUAAAUUGAUUUAUAUUUUACUAUGUUGCUGCAGGUGCAUGUUCUUGUGUCGAUAUUUUGUAAUAUUCAUUCAUGCAUCCGUUGACAACAAGGACAGUUAUCAUUCUUUGCAAAAAAAUUGAAUUGGUGGUUACGGAAA
Messenger RNA from Populus trichocarpa (black cottonwood), 2996 nucleotides. RefSeq names its product galactoside 2-alpha-L-fucosyltransferase. Lineage: Eukaryota; Viridiplantae; Streptophyta; Magnoliopsida; Malpighiales; Salicaceae. Bases 876 to 2825 code for a protein of 649 amino acids. Gene Ontology annotation, biological process: xyloglucan biosynthetic process; cell wall biogenesis. Gene Ontology annotation, cellular component: Golgi apparatus; membrane. The transcript has 4 exons. Gene Ontology annotation, molecular function: galactoside 2-alpha-L-fucosyltransferase activity. The record is from RefSeq and is a predicted model, not a curated record.